Messenger RNA from Parus major (Great Tit), 3454 nucleotides. It is a transcript of the gene NUS1, whose product is annotated as NUS1 dehydrodolichyl diphosphate synthase subunit. The record is from RefSeq and is a predicted model, not a curated record. Gene Ontology annotation, molecular function: ditrans,polycis-polyprenyl diphosphate synthase [(2E,6E)-farnesyl diphosphate specific] activity. Bases 153 to 1001 code for a protein of 282 amino acids. NCBI's taxonomy places the organism in Eukaryota, Metazoa, Chordata, Aves, Passeriformes, Paridae. The transcript has 5 exons. Gene Ontology annotation, cellular component: endoplasmic reticulum membrane; dehydrodolichyl diphosphate synthase complex.
AUCAGGCGGGGCGGCGGGAAGAUGGCGGCGCUGGCGGUUGCCGGGCGGGGGACGCGGGCUCCGUGAGAGGAUGGCGAGGCGGGCGGCGCGCAGCGGCUGAGGCUCCCCCGCCGCUCCCCCGCGGGCCCCGCGCGCUCUUGUCGGUCGGUCCCAUGAGCGGGGCGGGCGGUCUGGCGUGGCGCGCGCUGCACGCGCUGGUGCGCGCCUUGCUCUGCUUGCAGCGCGCGCUACUCGCGUGCCUGCGUGGCCGCGCGGCCGCCGCCGCCGCCACCUCUUGCGCGCUGCUGGCACCCGCCGCCCGCGCGCUCGGGUUCCGCGAGGCGCGCGCGGCCUGGCGGCGGCGGGGACCCGCGCACGGCGCGGCGGCGCGCGGACGGCAGCGGUGGCGCGCGGACGGGCGCGCCCUGCGGAAGCUGCCGGUGCACGUGGGGCUGGUGGUGACCGAGGAUGAGCCGAGCUACGCGGACAUGGCCAGCCUGGUCGUGUGGUGCAUGGCCGUGGGCAUCUCCUACGUCAGCGUCUACGACCAUAACGGUAUUUUCAAGAGGAAUAAUUCAAGAUUAAUGGAUGAAAUUUUAAAACAGCAGCAAGAACUCUUGGGACUAGAUUGCUCCAAGUACACCGUGGAAUUUGCAAAUCACGACAAAACUGGUCAAGUUUUAAAUUGCCAAUCUACAUUGAAGGUGCUGUCUCCGGAAGAUGGAAAAGCAGACAUAGUCAAAGCUGCUCAGAACUUCUGUCAGUUGGUAGCACAGCAGCAAAGAACACAUUCAGACCUGGAUGUGAAUAUGUUAGACAACUUAUUAAGUAGUACAAAUGGAUUUCCUGAUCCUGAUUUAGUCUUGAAGUUUGGUCCUGUGGACAGCACAUUAGGAUUCCUUCCAUGGCACAUCAGACUGACAGAAAUCAUUUCUUUGCCUUCCCACCUAAACAUCAGCUAUGAAGACUUUUUCUCUGCCCUCCAUCACUAUGCAGCCUGUGAGCAACGCUGGGGAAAGUGACUUCGGGCUGAGUGCAUGGAGUUAGGCUUUCUGUGGGAAGGAAUUGAUGUCUGUUUACAAGCACCUGCGACCCAUAAGUCUGGCUCAUAGUCCUUUCUUAAUUUAUCAAAAAAAUUCAAUAAAGUGUCUUACCUUUCUAGAGAGUCUGUGUGAAUGCGUGAGAAUCUGUGGGGAGGGGAAUUCACAGAUUUCCUCUUUGAAAAAGACAAUUACUAAAACAAAGCUGAAUUGCCCUCACUUUGACAUUCAAGUGUCAAAAUGAACGUGCAAGAAUUAAGUGCUGUAAAAUCUACAGGACAAUGUAAAUAGGAGUUCUGUGCCGUGAAGGUCCUUAAAACUAAGAAAGAACUCCCAUCUUUGUUUCUUAAUUCUUCAUGGUCAGGCAUUUCAGAGCUAAUGGUUUAUCAUCAGAUAUAUUUACUCUGUAAUAUGUGAAUUCUAGAGAAGCUGAUUUGGUUAACUGAAAAUAGGGACUGCAACUUGGCUGGGAUGACUAAGCCAGCUGUAGGUGUUAAGGUCUAGAAAUACUGAGAAGAUUCCAUAAAAAGAGAUGGAAGCUUCUAUGGUAAGUGGAAUAGGCAGUCUGUAUUGCACUAUCCAGGUUUUUUGUUUUGUUUGGUUGUUUUUUUUUAAGUGGUGGAAUGAAAGUAUUUCUGCAGCCCUGAGUGAAUGCAGCAUCUCUCAGCAUCAGGUCAGUUUUCCAUUGGGAAUAAGCAUAAACAGUACUAUGUAUUGUUUGUAUACCUGUUCUCCCCAUAACAUGCUCACACAAGGUAACAAGCAGGAUGAGGCUCUGGCAUCGUUUGCUGAAAGAUUUGAAAAUGGGCUGAGUCAGCUACCAUGGCUAAAUGUGAUUUGCUGCUUGUACUUGUGUGCCCAGCAAGGGAGUCCGCUUAAGCCUUUUAUUAUUUUUAUUUGUUCUAAACUGAGCAUUGGAAGUUUGAAUGGGAGUCUGAAGCGGACAAAGAAGGAAGAUGAAGUAAAGCUGCCCUACCGUACAUCAGCACUGAGAUAAUGGAGCAGAAAUAUUGGCUAAAUGGUCUUCGUCAUGGAAUGGCAUGUCUGAGUUACAUUCCUAUUGUUGGAAGCAGUUUAAAAUUGCAAGUUUAUAGCUGCAUUUGGAUAAAGCAAUAUGUAUUAGAUCUGUAUUACUGAAGACAAACAUUAAUACUGCAGCCUUCUACCCUGCAGGCUGCAGAACUGUUGAAUGCUUCAUUCUGGAAGUGUUUCCUGUUUCCCCCCCACUACUCUUCAAACUGAGCCUGGCUUUAUCUCCUUUGGGAUAGCCAUGUCACUACAAGGGAAAACAACUGUUUUUAAAAGGGAAUUGCCAGAUUUUAAAUGAAUGUCUGCCUCAUUGUGAAAUGGUGUAUUUUAACUUGUUGUUGCUUGAUGUAAUGUUAUAAAGCAGAUUGCAUAAACUCUUAGCUGCGGUUUUUCAUCAUACUAAGGUUAGAUUGCAGUUACAGAAAGAGAUCUGUGGUAAAUUUAUUUCAGAAAAGAGCAAGGGAUAUUCAAUAAAUUAACUAAGGGUUUUAACAUACAAUAGUUUUUCAUAGGAGCUGGAAUACAUAGAAUACACUUUGUAGACUGGUCUCUUGUGUGUGCCAGGUCCUGUAUUGCUGAGAAGGUGAACAGUUGUGCAAUGUUUCCUGGGCUCUGUCAUUGACAUGGGCAAGUUUACUCACUGAGUGUUAAGUUCAACUUCUUUGUGGGGAGUGGGUAGCCUGUUGAAGGGUAUCUGGAGUAUUGAUGUUCAUCUGUAAUAAGAAUUUUGUUUCAUUAAAAUGCAAGGUUGUGUUUAUGUUCCAAUAUGUAAGUGUUACUGUGUCAUUGAAGCAGUUCUGGUGCUGGCAGUAAUGGGAAAAGCUUAGUUUAGCCCUCAAAAAUAAUGUAUUUUUUAUAUUUGUAUCAAACUGCCAAAGACUACUUCUCAUACCUGAGUUCCCUCAGUCCUCAAACUUCUGCAUAUCUCAGCUAAAAAGCUGUGUUUAAUAUUGGAGACAGAUCUCAAGGCCUAGAAUUUGUCUAUAGAGGUUUGCUUAAUAAAACUAAAAUGAUUAGUUCAGCUGCAUUUGAUUCAACUUAAAUCUCUUCUGAUGGCUAGUUUAAUUGUGAAUUAAGUGUUCCUCCUGGAAUUAAUGUAGUUGAACUAAUCCACGUUAUCACUUAGUUGGGAUUAUUUUACUGUCCCUGUGUGGGCAGUCUUCAGUGAGGUGUGCCAAAAGCACUGUGCGUAUUCUCGACCUGCUCUCUGAAUGUACGUCCUUGCCCUUAGCGCCUCUCUCCAGCUUGUUCUGUGUGAAGGUCUGUGCUAUCGCUGUGACAUGUUUGGGUACCUGUACAUAAUGUGUAAAAUGAGUUUUUAUGAUUAGGGAAUCGAUUUAUUGAACUUUAUUAUUGAAAGCUGAAUCUGUAAAACAAUAAAUCAAUAAAAGACUAUAAUCUUUCUA